CAUUUGGAUCAAAGAAACCAAAACUUAGGAGUGCAAAUUGCUUAAGAGUUCUUCAACAUGUCAAUGGAUACAACUCUUGAUAUUGACCUCAACACCAAUCCCAAGCAUAACCAGAGCGAAAUUCCGGUACGUGGGACCCAUUAGGGAGAUUGAAAAGGAAUUUGUCUGUGAAAGCAAGUCAUCAAUGAAAGACGAGUCUGUUCAAUUUUUGAUCCAGCAGUUAAAUCAGAUGAAAUCUGAGAACAAGAAGCUAACAGAUUUACUCAAUACUAUCUACGGAAAAUACAAUGAUUUGAUGCAAAGGUACUCCGAAGAUGAAAUCACGAAAUCAAGAAAGAGAAAGGCCCAUUAUACAGAAAAUUGUGACAAUUUUGUCGAAACAAAUGAAAUCAGUACUUGUCGUUGCUGUGAUGGUGGGCCAAAUGCGACACCUAAAGAAAUUGUUUCAAAUAUUUCGAAGGUUUAUGUACGCAUUGAUCCAUCUGAUGUGAGCCUAGUAGUAAAGGAUGGAUAUCAAUGGAGAAAAUAUGGACAAAAGGUGACCCGAGACAAUCCAUCUCCUAGAGCCUACUAUAGGUGCUCUUUGGCCCCAACUUGCCCAGUCAAGAAGAAGGUGCAAAAAAGUGUUAAUGAUCCAUCUCUUUUAGUAGCCACUUAUGAAGGCAAACACAACCACAAGAAUCCUUCUGAAGAUGAAAUUUCAAUAGAAUUAUCGAAGGGUGUAACUGAUGUUUCAUCCUCCACCUCUAUCUCUAAAUCAAUGGUUGAACAAAUGGCUUCUACUUUAACAAGAAAUUCCAGUUUCACAGCUGCACUAGCAGCUGCUAUUACUGGGAGAAUUUUAGAUCAAGAAAUUGAAGAAAAUUGAUUCAAGAAAAUUUCAUGGAUUUUAUAUUUAUUACCAUUUGGGAAGGUAACGUGUUAGCCAAAAAUUGUUGAAUCUGCAAUUUUGGAAGUAAUGGAGUUGAACAUAGUGCUUGGGAUCCA
Messenger RNA from Olea europaea var. sylvestris, 987 nucleotides. Its product is annotated as WRKY transcription factor 18-like. Gene Ontology annotation, molecular function: sequence-specific DNA binding; DNA-binding transcription factor activity. Gene Ontology annotation, biological process: regulation of DNA-templated transcription. Lineage: Eukaryota; Viridiplantae; Streptophyta; Magnoliopsida; Lamiales; Oleaceae. Bases 185 to 868 code for a protein of 227 amino acids. The record is from RefSeq and is a predicted model, not a curated record. The transcript has 5 exons.